GAGAGGUUUAUUAUUCUUGCAAAUGGAUCUUCUCCAGGUGUUUGGAUUCUUCGGCUUCAUCUUCUUCACCGCUGCCCAGAACACCACACAAAGCCCGGCACCUCAGCCCUCCUACCUGCUGCUGGCUCCACAGUCCCUCCGCCUCGGGGUCCCAACCUCUGUCUCCGUCACCCUGCUGACCCCCUCCUCCCUCAAUGUGUCCGCUCAGAUCAUUGGAGACAAGAUCAUGGCCUCCAACUCUGCCAUGGUCCCAGGAGGGUCAACCCAGCUGCUGACUCUGCCGCCUAUCCAAGAGAGGGAGCCCAGCCACAAGGGAUCUUACCUCCUGGAGGUCAAAGGUUACCGGGGCAACGAGGAGGUUUUUAUCACGCGCUCUAAACUCCGCCACAACCCCAAAAGCUUCUCCACCUUCAUCCAGACGGACCGGAGCAGCUACCUGCCCGGACAGGUGGUGAAGAUCAGAGCGGUCUCCAUCUACCCCGACGGGAAGCCCCUCCUGAGCCCAGUGGACAUCACCAUCAAGGACCCCAGGGGGAAUCUGCCGCAGUGGCUGGAUGUGAAGAGCGUCCUCGGGGUGGUCUCCAGAGAGUUUCAGCUCUCUGAAAACCCUCCUCUGGGGAAAUGGUGCAUCGUCACCUCAGUCAAGGAUGUCUCGAGCGAGAAGUGUUUCACUGUGCUGUAUUACGAGCUGCCGAAGUUCGAGGUUGUGACCAAAGCUCCGAGUAGCAUUCUUCGUGGAGACACUCUGCGAGGCUCCGUCACAGCGAAGUACGUGUACGGAAAGCCGGUCCAGGGAUACAUGAAUAUAACCUUUAUUCAUAAGUUUCACGGUUUAGAAGAUGCUUAUGAGGAAGCAGGCAAAGAGAUUGACGGGGAGGCAGACUUCAUGUUUGAAAUGCCGGACUUCCUGAACUCCCACAUGAGGAUCGAAAAGACCGGUAGAGAUGUUGUUCGACGAAAGACGACAGAUGCAGGGCGAGUGUUUGGAAAUCGUGUCAACGUGACUGAACACCUCACAGGCCUCACAUAUAGCAGUACGACGAAGGUGUCAUUGGCAAAGAACAGAUAUGAGAUUUCAUUUCAUGACCAUCCAAAAAUACUGCGGCCCUCUCUGAUGUUCCCUGUCAUGCUGAAAUUAUCCACGUACAACGACGAGCCGCUGUCCAAGGAGGAUCAGCGAAAGACCGUUCAGGUGUCAGUGAUGCAGAGAAAGCAAAUUCCGUGGAUGUUUCCCGAGAUGGAAGAGAUCGAGUGGUUGGUUCGAUUCAACGAGUCCAAAAAGAAGGACGAAGACCAGAUGGAGUUUGAAGAAAUGGAGUUUCCCGUCCCGGCAGACGGAUACAUUCCCCUCAACAUCCAGAUAAAGAACGACACCGAAACGCUGACGGUUGACGCAUAUUUUGAGGACAGCCAUACCACCCUGCAGCUGUAUAGCAGGUACACAUCGCCCAGUCACUCCUACCUGCAGAUUAAGAAACCUGAACCUCCACAGGUCGGUUCACCCUUAGAGCUUCACAUUGACAGCAAUUUUCCAACGUCUGAGAUUCACUACACAGUGAUGUCCAGAGGUCAGGUGGUUUCCGCUGGGAAAAGCUCUGGUACUGUAGUCCUGGUCCCAGAAACCACCUGGGCUCCUGUGGCUUGCAUCAUCGUUUACUGCGUGCAUCCCAGUGGAGAGAUCAUUAACGACGUGAUUCGAUUACCCAUCACACAAACUCUACAAAACCAGGUGUCUUUGAGCUGGAGUGACUCAAUGAGGAAGCCGGCGGAGGAGGUCACUCUGAGGGUGAAGGUGGCAGAGCCGGACUCUCUGGUCGGGAUCCUGGUGGUCGACAAGGCGUCCAAGUUGCUGGGAUCAAACGACAUCACCAUGAAUACAGUGCUGAAGGAGAUGACGGAGUACGGCGUUUCAAUGAGCGGCGGCGACAAUGAGGCGGUGACCAUGGGAGAUCCGUACUCUGUGUUCAGGACAUGUGAUCUUGUGGCAUUGACUGACGCCAAAUUAAACAUUAUGAAGUUCCCACUCAGGCCUGAAUUCCCAGGGGAGGAAGGAUUUAUGAUCAAGCCGGUUCAAUUCAAUACGGAUCUUCUAGUGGAGCCACGAGAGCGCUGGAACUUUCCAGAGACCUGGAUAUGGAUGGACACGAACACAGGUGAUUCAGCCUCAGCAGAUUUGACUCUGACUGUACCAGACAGCAUCACAACUUGGGUAGCCACCGCCUUCGUCAUGUCUGAGAACCUGGGCCUGGGCAUUGUGAACAUGCCUGCUAAGCUCACAGUGUUCCAGGAUUUCUUCCUGUCCUUGAACGUGCCGGCCUACAUCAUCCGAGGAGAGGAGCUGCUGCUGGAGGUCGUUCUGUUCAACUACCUCUCUCAGGACCUGGAGGUUAAAGUGAUUGUUGCGGAGAGUGACACCUUUGAGUUUGUCUUCCCGGACAAUGGGGGGGUGCCCAUGCCCGGUGUUCGCAAGGUGUCCGUGGGGAGUCAGAGCGGCGCGUCCGUCCUCGUUCCCAUCAGGCCGCUGGUCCUCGGGGAGAUCGUCGUCUCUGUGAAGGCCCUGUCGACGGCGGCGUCCGACUUUGUGAGCAGGACGGUGCUCGUCAAGGCCGAAGGUCUCGAGCAGUCAUACUCCGCAUCGCUGCUGUUGGAGGUUUCUCCGUUGCAGCCGAGCAUUUCCAGGGAGCUGAGCUUCUCCUUCCCUGCAGAUGUUGUGGCGGGCAGCGAGAGGGCUACAGUAACCGCCGUCGGGGAUAUCCUGGGCCCGUCCAUCAGCGGCCUGGGUUCUCUGAUCAAGCUGCCGUACGGCUGCGGGGAGCAGAACAUGAUCAACUUCGCUCCCAACAUCUACGUCCUGCAGUACCUGAUCGCUGUGGGCCGCUCAGACCAGGAGACCACCGACAAAGCCACGGACUACAUGAGGAAGGGUUAUGAAAGAGAGCUGACCUAUCAGAGAGCAGACGGCUCCUUCAGUGCGUUUGGAGACAGUGACCGCUCUGGAAGCACCUGGCUCUCUGCCUUCGUGCUGCGCUGCUUCCUGCAGGCGCGGCAGUUCAUCAGCAUUGAACCCCUUGUGCUGCUGAGAACGGCGUCCUGGAUGGGGAUCCAGCAGGGGCCUGAUGGGCGUUACCUUGAACCUGGGAGGGUCAUCCACUCCGAGCUGCAAGGAGGCCUGGACGGACCGGUCUCCCUCACUGCCUUCGUGGUGAUCGCCCUGCUAGAAGACAACGACGUCAAGGCUCAGUACAGCGGUCAGGUAACUUCGGCUCAGCUGUUCCUGGAGACCCGUCUGGCUCUGGGCGUCUCCAGUAACUACAGCCUCAGUCUGGUCGCCUAUGCCCUCGCGCUGUCCGGCAGCUCCACCGCCAACGCAGCUCUCAGCGAGCUGAUUGGACGAGCUGAGAUGAAAGACGGCGUCCCGACGUGGUCUUCGUCUGACGCCGGCCUGUCGCCUUCGUGGCAACCUCGCUCUGCCGACAUCGAGAUGCUGUCGUACGUUCUGCUGACUCAGCACAAACUGGGCCUCUUCACAGACGGGAUCAAGAUCAUGAACUGGCUCAGCACACAGAGGAACCACCUGGGGGGGUACGGGAGCACGCAGGACACGGUGGUGGCUCUGCAGGCUCUGUCCACAUUUGCAGCUGGAAAGAGUAAGGACUUUAACCUCACCAUCACUGUGGAAACCGGCAAAUCGACCCCCGGCGCCUCCUUCCACAUCAACGAGGACAACAAAUUGCUGUACCAGAGCCUGCAGAUUCAAACCAUGCAGCAUCUGAACCUGCAGGUGUCUGCAGAAGGUCUGGGUCUCGCCCUGUUUCAGCUGAACGUGUUCUACAACAUCUGGGGUGAGGGGAUGAUGAUGAGGAGGGGGAGGCGAUCUGCCGAAGAGCAUGAGGCGUUUCAUCUAAAUGUGGAGCUGCUUGACAUGGAGAUGAACUCUGCAGAGCUGCACAUCUGCACCAGCCUGUCAGCAUCUCUGGGUGUGAAUUCCACUGGGAUGGUGCUGCUGGAGGUGGGUCUGCUUAGCGGCUUCGCCCUGCAGCAGGACGGCCUGCAGACCAACGAGCUGAUAAAGAAAGUGGAGAUGCAGCCGGGGAAAGUCAUCCUGUACCUGGACUCUAUGACCACAGAGGAGGUGUGUUUCUGGAUCCCUCUGGUCAUGGAGUAUAAAGUGGGGAAAGUCCAGGAAGCCAACGUGAUCAUCUACAACUAUUACGAACCAAGACAGAGGACGGUGAGGUUGUAUCAGUCAGAGAAGAGGGCCAACAUGACCAGCUGCUCCUUCUGUGGAGAGGACUGCAGUCUCUGCAAACCUGAGGAAAAUAACGACGGCAGCAUUUUGUCCAACGGCCAAAACCGCCUGAUGAGCAGCUUCUCUCCUGCUCUGCUGCUCCUCUUCAUCAUCACCUUCUUCAGUGUGUAGAGAUGGGUCUAAAAAUGCUAGUACGAGGAGUGUGAGCUUGUUUCUUUGAAAGAUGCAUUGGUUACAGUCUUCUGAUAACAUACAUUUUAACGGUGUUUAUUCUGGUUUUAUUUUUUAUGUUAAAAUUACAUUUAAAUAAGUGGUUUAAUAGCCUCGUAAUGCUAACAACGCUAAGGCUUUUGGCCUCUUUACAAUACAUUUACACUUUGGUUUAAUCUCAUGUCCUCUUCUCCAGCAGCAUAGGGAAGCUGUUUUCACAGAAAAAGAUGUAUAAAGUCAUAUCUAUGAGCAAAUAGAUGAGCAUUUAGCAGCCAAACAGGUGGUGGAGACCAAACACAGAGCUAAUAAUGGAUUUACAUUGAUCAGGUGAACACAACAUGGCUUCAUUAAGAUGGUCAUGUUGUUCUGCGUCUGCUACAGUGCAUCGCUUUACUUUAUAAGCCGACUUUAUGUUUGUUACAUUGUUCUGAGUCUGUGGGGAAUUGUUCUGGGUUGUUAUGACAUAAAGAGUCAUGCUGUGGGUAAAACAAUGCUGUGGUGUCUUUGGUUUGGAUGUGUCUCAUUCCUCUGUGCCUGCUCCAACAAUAAGGGGUGUAAGGAUCUCACUGGUAUAAUAAUCUCUGUGUCAAACAAACGUUAAUAAAACUCUAUUAUUUCUGAAGCUAA
Molecule: messenger RNA, 5086 nt
Organism: Eleginops maclovinus (Patagonian blennie)
Lineage: Eukaryota; Metazoa; Chordata; Actinopteri; Perciformes; Eleginopidae
Gene: cd109
Product: CD109 molecule
Cellular component (GO): extracellular region
Molecular function (GO): endopeptidase inhibitor activity
Source: RefSeq, a predicted model, not a curated record